Rodentolepis nana is the source of this 255-nucleotide messenger RNA. NCBI's taxonomy places the organism in Eukaryota, Metazoa, Platyhelminthes, Cestoda, Cyclophyllidea, Hymenolepididae. The record is from the annotation of a GenBank genome assembly.
AUGGGUGAUGGUACUAACAAUCGCUUUCCCAUUGACAGGAUUGCUAGUCUAGCCUUCUACAAUCCUUCAGUGGAAACUCAACGCGACCUUAUUAUUCGUUUCGUCACCGGAGAUAUCGUAUCAUUUGUGGAGUAUGGUCAAGUAACUCCUGCAUCAAAUACCACACUGAGGCCCAAGCAGCUUAUUACCGGGCUGCAAGACUGUAAACUCCCUUGUAGACAUGUGGAUGCGGAAACGUGGCCGGGACACUGGUAG